UUGGGGCGGGGCCUUGGGCCAGCUGCGGUCAAUCCGGGGAAGCUGCUGCUGCUGCGGAAGGCCAGGAGUGGGCCGGGGUGGGGACCGGGACAGCCUGGGGCGGGAAGGGGCCGGCCCGCAGUGCCCGGCUCGUCCUCUGCUUCCCUAGCGUCUCUCCUGGGGGCGAUCAGGUGCCUUCCUUCCUAUGGCCUCAGCCUCGGAGCAGCGGCAUCACGUUCCACCCCGGGUAUUCCCGGUGCUGGCCUCCCACUUCCCCACCCCACUCGGGCGGCAGCCUCCUCGCCUCCUUUCCGGACUCAAGACCUGCCGCCAGUCCGCCCUGCACGUGAAUUGUUUGCGGAGUUGUUUGCAUGUCGUCUUCUCCAUUAGAGCGAGUUCUUGAGAGCAGGACUGGUUGUUGCCUUUCUUUGUAGCCCCAGCUCUCGGCACAUAGUAGGCGCUUAAAGCUGCUCCCGGGGCUACCAUGAUUGAGCUGGUAGCAGAGCUGAGUCGGGGCCCCGUGUUUCUGGCUGGGGAGGCACUGGAGUGUGUGGUGACUGUCACAAACCCCUUAUCUCCCACGGCCACCUCUGCAUCCAGUGAAGCAUUGGCCUGGGCCAGUGCCCAAAUACAUUGCCAGUUCCAUGCCAGUGAGAGCCGUGUGGCGCUGCCCCCCCCAGACUCCAGCCAGCCAGAUGUCCAGCCUGAGAGCCAGACUGUGUUCUUGCCACACCGAGGUGAGCGGGGUCAAUGCAUCCUAUCUACUCCUCCAAAGAUUCUGUUCUGCGACUUGAGACUAGACCCCGGAGAGUCCAAAUCCUAUUCCUACAGUGAAGUACUUCCUGUGGAAGGGCCACCAUCUUUUCGGGGUCAGUCUGUCAAGUAUGUCUACAAGCUGACCAUUGGCUGCCAGCGGGUCAACUGCCCCAUCACUUUGCUUAGGGUCCCACUGAGGGUGCUUGUAUUGACUGGCUUCCAAGAUGCCCUGUUCCCCCAGGAUGAGGCUGUGGCUCCAUCCAGCCCAUUCCUGGAAGAAGAAGAAGUAGGUAGAAAGGAUUCACGACUAGCAGAAUUGGCAGGAGAGUUCCUCAUGGCUGCCACAUCCCGCCGCAGUUUGUAUCUAUACAAUAUCAGUGACGGUCGAGGGAAAGUUGGGACCUUUGGAAUCUUCAAGUCCGUAUACAGACUUGGAGAGGAUGUAAUAGGAACCCUGAACCUGGGGGAAGGGACUGUGGCCUGUUUGCAGUUCUCAGUGAGUCUACAGACAGAAGAGACUGUCCAGCCUGAGUACCAGCGGCGCCGGGGGGCAAGUGGGGCUGCUUCUGUGUCCCACGUGACUCAUGCUCGACACCAGGAAUCCUGUCUACACACAACCAGAACUAGCUUCUCUCUUCCCAUUCCACUAAGCUCUACCCCAGGCUUCUGCACGGCCAUUGUGUCCUUGAAGUGGCGGCUACACUUUGAAUUUGUGACAUCUCGGGAACCUGGCUUGGCACUGCUCCCUCCCAUGGAGCAGCCUGAGCCUGUGGUCUGGACAGGACCCGAACAAGUACCUGUGGACACCUUCAGUUGGGACCUCCCCAUCAAGGUGCUGCCCACAAGCCCCACGCUGGUCUCCUACGCUGCUCCAGGCCCCAAUGCCAGCACUGUCACCAUCUGAUCUGGGCUCCCAUUACCCACUAUGGCAUGGCUGUGUUUGGACACAGCAGGAAACACAAGACUCCUACAUGGCCCUCUCCUUCCUUUUUGGGGAAGUGUGAGUCUGAGAAGGGACUCCAUGGCAGGCAUUUGGCUGUCCAUUAACUUAUUUAUUUAGAAUAAAUUCAUAGCUGCUA
This is a messenger RNA of Phascolarctos cinereus (koala), 1814 nucleotides long. It is a transcript of the gene RGP1, whose product is annotated as RGP1 partner of RAB6A GEF complex. Lineage: Eukaryota; Metazoa; Chordata; Mammalia; Diprotodontia; Phascolarctidae. The record is from RefSeq and is a predicted model, not a curated record.